Aspergillus ochraceoroseus IBT 24754 is the source of this 1302-nucleotide messenger RNA. Its product is annotated as DUF3431 domain-containing protein. The record is from RefSeq and is a predicted model, not a curated record. NCBI's taxonomy places the organism in Eukaryota, Fungi, Ascomycota, Eurotiomycetes, Eurotiales, Aspergillaceae. The transcript is spliced from 3 exons. The coding region runs from base 57 to 1172 and encodes 371 amino acids.
CUUCGCUGCUUGAUGCCAUCCUCCGGGUCCUUCACGAGCUGAACAACGUCGUCCAGAUGCGGCGGACGACGAGAAGGUCGCUCUUCCACCUUGUCGUCUUCAUCGGCAUUCUCUCUCUGAUCAUUUGCUGGAAUCGUCCACCAACCGCGAAAAAAAUAUUCACAUGGACGAAAAUCCGUUACCAGACGACCGCCGCCGCGCUGCCGGAAUCCCGCGGUCACUGCCCUGGACUUGUGGAUACCUCUAAGCCCGCCCUCGUCGUAUCUCGAGUCGCAGCCGAUGGAGAUCCCUCCUGGCUCCAAUCCCUGUCCGAGAAAUACCACCUGUGUAUAUACAAUGUGGAUGUGCCUCCCGAUCCGAGCUCCCAGUAUCUGCAAGUCCCCGCGAACCGAGGUCACGAGUCCAUGGCCUAUCUAACGUUCCUCAUCGAUAAUUACGCCGACAUACCUGAGGCCGGAGCUGUUUUGGUUCACGGAUCACGAUGGGCAUGGCAUAACGAUGCGCCGGAUUACGAUAAUGCAUACUUGCUGUCUGUAUUGAAUGUGUCUUCUGCACUUGAUCCGUGGGGUUACCAUAAUCUCCGAUGCGAUUGGAGUGUUAGCACUUGUCCGUCGAGUACACCUCCGCAAGGCAGUCUACAAAUGUCUCUCCAAUCAGUGCUGGAUCCAUGGGACGCCCGGGCGGCUUCCGAUGCCGCGCUACCCCAGGCCCUGAGGUCGAUCUUUGGCAAAGAUGCGUUGGCAAUCGGGCGACAUGAUGCUAUUCGGUCCCAGUGCUGUGCGCAAUUUGUGGUCGCUAGGGAGAGGGUGUGGAACCACUCUCGCGCGGAGUAUAUUGCCUUGCGGCAAUGGUUGCUAGACGGGAGCCAUGCGAUAGGCAACCCACGGGCGUUGCGACGAGAGGGGAUCGCCCCGCGUGAUGACCGUGUCGCGGGUCGCAUCAUCUCGUACAUCUGGCAUAUUUUGUUUCUGGAUUUGACCAAGUCCGGCGGCGGGUCUCCCGAGGGUGGACUAGACCUGGAUGCUUUGAACCAGCUGGCCUGUCCGCGGGCUGACGAGUGCUAUUGUCGGCUCUAUGGUAGGUGCAAUCUCGAGCAUUGCAGUUCACCGGGCAGGUGCUAUGGCCAGUAUGAAAUUCCUCCGGAUUUCACGGUCCCUGCCUCGCACGCCUGAUGCAUUAUGAGCCCCCGUUUGGAUAUAGAACGAUUUCGUUGGUCUGAUCUGAUGUAUAUGCGAUGUUCCAACGACCACUGAGUAACAGCAACUCCUUAUUUUAUACUGACUGCCAGCAAUGCCAUCAAUA